AUGUUUUCUCGUAUCUGGUUUUGGCUUUUUGGCCUUGACGACAGUGAACAAUUGAAAUUCCAAAGGGAUCCGGAUAGGUUAAGUGAAUUGCCUGAUGCGUUGCUCUUAGAAAUAUUGUCGUUACUACCAACGGAAGAUGUUGUGGCCACAAUGAUUCUGUCUAAACGUUGGAGAUUCCUUUGGAUGAUGGUACCAAGACUUGUAUACAAUGAUAGCAACAAGAAUAUUCAAAGCUUUUCGGGCUUUGUAGAUAGGUCUUUGACAUUACACAAGGCUCCAAUUCUCGAAACUUUGCACUUCAAACUUGGUACAACCUGUCGCGAUGAAGAUAUUCCCGUGUGGAUUAGAGCUGCAGAUAAAAAAAGCUCUCUGCGUGAGCUGAGUAUCGAGAUGGAUACGUUUUCUAGACCAUCUCCAAUCACACUUCCAAAGAGUUUGUACACAGAGUGUAGAAUGCUAGUGACAUUGAAACUUAAUAAUGUGAUUCUUGUGGAUGCUUCUUCAAAUUUGUCUUUCCCUUCCCUCAAGUCAUUGGAACUUGUAUCAGUGAAGUACCCUGGUGACGAAUUCGUAAAUAGGCUUUUAUCCAAUUGCCAUGUUCUUGAAGACUUAUAUGUGGUUCACGGUCCAAAUAGCAAUGUGACUACCUUCACUGUUAGAGUGCCUUCUUUAGUGAAGUUAUUCAUCAUGUAUACACGUCACGAUGUAGAUGAUGGUCAUGGCUUUGUGAUAUAUGCUCCUUCUCUGGAGAAAUUGGACAUUAUUGAUCAUCAAGGCAUAUUAUGUGUCAUUGAGAAUAACAUGCCUAAGUUGGAAAGCGCAGCUCUCGACAUCGAUUGCUUUCUUCCUGGAAUGAUUCUAGGGUCUAUUACUUCUGUCAAGCUUCUCAGUUUAUGUUUAUCUAGCUCAAAGGAUAUAUAUCCUCCUAGUUGUGUCUUCUGUUCUCUCGAAACUUUAAUAAUAUGCACAUGUGACAAAGCGUGGGUGGAUGUAUUAUUGUGUAUGCUGAGAGUUUCUCCUAAUUUAGAAGCUCUCGAAUUUGACCAGUGCCAUAAACCUCAAGAGCUCCCGUGCUGGAUUGAACCAGGCUUAGUUCCUGAAUGUCUAUUAUCAAGUCUUGAAAAUCUCGAAUGGGAAGACUAUGAAGGAACUGAAGCUGAGAAAGAAGUAGCAGCAUUCAUCUUAAGAAGUGCAAACUGCUUAAAAGAGGCAACUAUAUACUCUAAAUCCACUGACCCUAACGAGAAACUUGAGAUAAUCAAGGAGUUGUCAUUGUCACCAAGGGGUUCACGUACUUAUCAGCUUCUAUUUGAUUGA
Messenger RNA from Camelina sativa (false flax), 1317 nucleotides. Lineage: Eukaryota; Viridiplantae; Streptophyta; Magnoliopsida; Brassicales; Brassicaceae. The record is from RefSeq and is a predicted model, not a curated record.